This is a messenger RNA of Sapajus apella (tufted capuchin), 5950 nucleotides long. RefSeq names its product autophagy and beclin 1 regulator 1 (gene AMBRA1). Bases 997 to 4893 code for a protein of 1298 amino acids. Gene Ontology annotation, biological process: autophagy. Gene Ontology annotation, cellular component: intracellular membrane-bounded organelle. The record is from RefSeq and is a predicted model, not a curated record. Gene Ontology annotation, molecular function: protein binding. NCBI's taxonomy places the organism in Eukaryota, Metazoa, Chordata, Mammalia, Primates, Cebidae. The transcript is spliced from 18 exons.
UUCUUUCUAGCCUUUUUCAGUACUUGAAAGUAUUAUUAAUAUUUAAUUAUAUAAAAAUCACAUAAGCUUUUUGGGGGCAAGAAUGUUCUUAUUUACUAGAGUAUCCUCAGUGCCUAGAACAGUGGCGAGUACAUAGUAUUUGUUUAAUAAAAGCUUGUUGGUUAUGUAUCAGUGCUUUUGUGUCCCUCUACAUCCUUAAAUGUUCUUUAUUUGGAAAGUUUGGGAAAUGGAAUCCAGCUUCUACUCAGAUUUAAAUAACUAGGUUCUUAAAUCUAAUGCCUUCUUUUGAUUGGCUAAGAAAUGUGAUUGGCAUGGUAGAGUGGCAUCUGGGCCUUUUAGCAUAAGAACUCUGCAUUUAAUAAUUUGACUUCUUUUCUUGAAGCCUUGAGGGAAAUUUUUUCUUUCCCUAUUUUAGUCUGCCAAGAACCUGACCUGGGCUGACUCUUCAGAUUGGAAAACACUGAACACAGUAUCUACUGAGCCAAGCAAGGACUGGGAGUGUAGCUCUGAUAGUAUCUGAAGGAAAAGCCUGAAUUCAAAUCCUCCUUUGGCUCCUGACUCAUCUGUGAAUCUAGAUGAAUUUCUUAACCUCUUCCAGGUUUUGUUUUUCUUAUUUGUCUGAUGAGUAAUCACAUCUGUCCUAGGACUUGUGAAGAUUCAUGGGUUUUAGUUCUCAAAGCUUUUUUUUUUUUUUUUUUUUUUUAAACAAUAUUCUUGCUGUAGCUCCAGGGGUUUCCAGGAAGAAUUGGGGGCAAUGUGGUGCUCCGGGGAAGGAGUUGAACUCUUCCUCAAAGACUGUGCAGAGAAUAGAAGGAUGCCAUCCUUUCUGAUUUGAAAUCGGCCCUACUGCAGCCUGCUGAUGUUGGUGGAUGAAAGAUUUCCAUGAGGACAACGUACAAGGACCUGUAUGGCCUCAUUUUAGCUGCUUCAGUGUGUUGGAGCUAUUACUUGCUCCUUCAUUUUCUGGGCCUGGUGUGACAGUGGUUACUGAGCACUAUGAAGGUUGUCCCGGAAAAGAAUGCCGUCCGGAUACUCUGGGGGCGAGAACGGGGUGCUCGGGCCAUGGGAGCUCAGCGGCUUCUGCAGGAGCUGGUGGAAGAUAAAACCCGGUGGAUGAAAUGGGAGGGCAAGAGAGUAGAACUGCCGGAUAGUCCACGCUCUACCUUCUUAUUGGCCUUCAGCCCAGACAGGACUCUCUUAGCCUCCACCCAUGUGAAUCAUAAUAUCUAUAUUACGGAGGUGAAGACUGGGAAAUGUGUUCAUUCCCUGAUUGGACACCGCCGUACUCCAUGGUGUGUCACUUUUCACCCCACCAUCUCAGGCCUUAUUGCUUCUGGCUGCCUAGAUGGGGAGGUUAGGAUUUGGGAUUUACACGGUGGCAGUGAAAGCUGGUUCACAGAUAGCAACAAUGCCAUUGCCUCCCUGGCUUUUCACCCUACGGCUCAGCUCCUGCUGAUUGCCACUGCCAAUGAGAUUCACUUCUGGGAUUGGAGUCGACGGGAACCCUUUGCUGUGGUGAAGACAGCUAGUGAGAUGGAACGGGUCCGUCUGGUGAGAUUUGAUCCACUUGGACACUACUUACUCACAGCAAUUGUUAACCCCUCGAAUCAACAGGGUGAUGACGAACCAGAGAUCCCCAUAGAUGGAACAGAAUUAUCCCACUACCGUCAGCGCGCCCUCCUGCAAUCACAGCCAGUUCGCCGGACGCCUCUCCUCCACAAUUUCCUGCACAUGCUGUCCUCCCGCUCUUCUGGCAUCCAGGUGGGAGAGCAAAGCACAGUGCAAGAUUCUGCUACCCCCUCACCCCCACCGCCUCCCCCUCAGCCCUCCACGGAGCGCCCCAGGACUUCCGCUUACAUCAGGCUCCGACAACGGGUCAGUUACCCCACAGCUGAGUGCUGCCAGCACCUUGGGAUCCUGUGCCUUUGCAGCCGCUGCUCUGGCACUCGAGUUCCUUCCCUCUUGCCACACCAGGACAGUGUCCCCCCUGCUUCUGCCAGAGCUACUACCCCUUCCUUUUCUUUUGUACAGACCGAGCCCUUCCAUCCCCCGGAGCAGGCCUCGUCAACGCAGCAGGACCAGGGCCUCCUGAACCGGCCGUCUGCCUUCAGUACAGUCCAGAGCAGCACUGCCGGCAACACGCUCCGCAACCUCAGUCUGGGUCCUACCCGCCGCUCUUUGGGAGGGCCUCUGUCUAGCCACCCUUCUAGGUAUCACCGAGAAAUAGCUCCUGGGCUGACAGGAUCUGAGUGGACCCGGACAGUACUCAGUCUGAACUCCCGCUCUGAGGCGGAAUCCAUGCCCCCGCCCAGGACCAGUGCCUCUUCGGUGAGUUUGCUGUCUGUGCUGAGACAGCAAGAAGGUGGCUCUCAGGCAUCUGUGUACACUUCAGCCACAGAAGGGAGGGGUUUUCCAGCAUCAGGGUUGGCAACUGAGUCAGAUGGAGGGAAUGGCUCCAGCCAAAACAACUCAGGCAGCAUUCGCCAUGAGCUUCAGUGUGACCUGAGACGCUUCUUUUUGGAGUAUGACCGGCUUCAGGAGCUGGAUCAGAGCCUGAGCGGGGAAGCUCCCCAGACCCAACAGGCCCAGGAAAUGCUCAACAAUAACAUUGAAUCUGAGAGGCCAGGCCCUUCCCACCAGCCCACCCCACACAGCAGUGAGAACAACUCCAACCUGUCCCGUGGCCACCUGAAUCGCUGCCGUGCUUGCCACAAUCUCCUGACCUUCAACAACGAUACCCUGCGCUGGGAAAGAACCACACCUAACUACUCCUCUGGCGAGGCUAGCUCCUCCUGGCAGGUCCCCAGCUCCUUUGAGGGUGUGCCAUCGAGUGGCAGCCAGUUGCCACCUCUCGAGCGGACUGAGGGCCAAACGCCCAGCUCCAGCAGGCUGGAGUUGAGCAGCUCUGCUAGUCCGCAGGAGGAGAGGACUGUGGGGGUGGCCUUUAACCAGGAGACAGGCCACUGGGAAAGAAUUUAUACCCAGUCCAGCAGAUCUGGAACUGUGUCACAGGAGGCCUUACAUCAGGAUAUGCCUGAGGAAAGCUCUGAGGAGGAUUCACUCAGGAGGAGGCUGCUGGAAUCUUCCCUCAUUUCAUUAUCCCGUUAUGAUGGAGCAGGAUCCAGAGAGCACCCAAUUUACCCAGACCCAGCGAGAUUAUCUCCUGCUGCAUACUACGCCCAGAGGAUGAUCCAGUAUCUCUCAAGGAGAGACAGUAUUCGCCAGCGCUCCAUGCGCUACCAACAGAACCGUCUCCGUUCUUCCACCUCCUCCUCUUCCUCAGACAACCAGGGUCCAUCUGUAGAGGGAACCGACUUGGAAUUUGAGGACUUUGAGGACAAUGGUGACAGAUCCAGGCACCGAGCUCCACGUAACGCCCGGAUGUCUGCACCGUCGCUUGGACGCUUUGUCCCAAGGCGUUUCUUGCUGCCUGAGUACUUGCCUUAUGCUGGGAUUUUUCAUGAACGUGGACAGCCUGGCUUGGCUACUCACUCUUCUGUUAACAGGGUCCUGGCAGGAGCAGUGAUCGGUGAUGGACAGUCCGCCGUGGCCAGUAACAUUGCCAAUACUACCUACCGGCUCCAGUGGUGGGACUUCACUAAGUUUGACCUCCCAGAAAUCAGUAAUGCCUCCAUGAAUGUGCUGGUGCAGAAUUGCAAGAUCUACAAUGAUGCCAGCUGUGACAUUUCUGCAGAUGGCCAGCUCCUGGCAGCUUUCAUCCCCAGCAGUCAGAGGGGCUUUCCCGAUGAAGGGAUCCUGGCAGUGUACUCCCUGGCCCCCCAUAACCUGGGCGAAAUGCUCUACACCAAGCGAUUUGGUCCUAAUGCCAUUUCGGUGAGCCUGUCCCCAAUGGGCAGAUAUGUAAUGGUGGGCUUGGCCUCACGAAGGAUCCUGCUGCACCCCUCCACAGAGCACAUGGUGGCCCAGGUCUUCAGGCUGCAACAGGCCCAUGGUGGAGAGACCUCCAUGAGGAGAGUUUUCAACGUCCUUUACCCCAUGCCUGCCGACCAGCGGAGACAUGUCAGCAUCAACUCUGCCCGUUGGCUGCCUGAGCCAGGGCUCGGCCUGGCCUAUGGUACUAACAAAGGAGACCUGGUGAUCUGCCGACCAGAGGCCUUAAACUCUGGUGUUGAGUACUACUGGGACCAGCUGAACGAGACGGUCUUCACUGUCCAUUCCAGCAGCAGGAGCAGUGAGCGGCCUGGAACCAGCAGAGCCACAUGGAGGACAGACAGAGAUAUGGGGCUGAUGAACGCCAUUGGGCUGCAGCCCCGGAACCCUACCACCUCAGUGACAUCUCAGGGCACCCAGACUCUGGCCCUUCAGCUGCAGAAUGCUGAAACACAGACUGAGAGGGAGGUGCCGGAGCCAGGGACAGCCGCCUCGGGUCCCGGUGAAGGUGAGGGCUCAGAGUAUGGUGCCAGUGGAGAAGAUGCGCUCAGCAGGAUCCAGAGGCUGAUGGCGGAGGGCGGCAUGACGGCCGUGGUGCAGCGGGAGCAGAGCACCACCAUGGCUUCCAUGGGCGGCUUCGGCAACAACAUCAUUGUCAGCCACCGCAUUCACCGAAGCUCUCAGACAGGCACUGAACCUGGCGUCGCCCGCACCUCCUCACCCCAGCCCUCCACCUCUCGGGGACUGCUUCCAGAGCCCAGGCAACUAGCAGAGCGGGGCCUAAGCCCCCGGACAGCUUCCUGGGACCAGCCUGGUACCCCUGGGCGGGAGCCAACCCAGCCAACCCUGCCCUCUUCCUCCCCUGUCCCUAUUCCUGUUUCCCUUCCCAGCGCUGAGGGACCGACCCUCCACUGCGACUUGACCAAUAACAACCACCUUCCGGAUGGGGGCAGCAGCAGGGGGGACUCUGCAGGCCCCAGGGGAGAACCACGGAACAGGUAGAGAAAGCAUUGCACUGGUGCCUCCCCUCCAACCGCCAAGCAGAAACCAGACCUCACAGCUGACUGGGAACUGGACAUGCGGAAGAGCUGCUGGCUGCGUCAGGGAACAGGAGGAGGGUCGGGGUGGAGAGGAGGUCAGUGGGCAUGAGGCAGUCGAAUGGGCAAGGCCUGCCUCAGGGAAUUAGAACCUUCCAGGAUCUGGAGCCCAGGAGAGCCACACUGUGGGCUUAAUGUGAAUGGAGGAGCAAGUGGGUAUCUCUGCCAGGCACCCCACUUUCUCCUAGUAACAUGGGCUCAGGGGACUCAACCCUGGACAGAGAGCCUCCAGAGUGUGAACAGUCUUCCAGAUCUGGGCCAGUCAUCCUGAGCAGAGGCCCGUGGGGCAGCUUUGCCCUGUCCACCUGUUGGGUGGGCAGGGCCACCAGGAGCCCAGAAACAGGAGGAGUGGCCUGGCCCAGAGAAACCACCUCCAACUCUGAGCCUUCCAGAGCUUCAGCCUCUCUUCGUCGUCUUACCCCACUGAAACCAACAGGGGUCGGGCCAGGCUCCCAGAUUCCUGAGGACAGGGACUUCCGGAAUUUACCAAUAGGGGACUACUGUGGAGUAAGGGGGCGGCCUGCUUGCCUGAUACAGGAUGGAGUCAAGGGACAGUGGGCAGGUCCUCACUCAGGAGUCGGGGGUGUAGGCUGGCCGGCCCCCAGGGCUUGUCCACCAGUCUCCUCCUCCCCCCAAGACCCUCAGAGCAGCGCCUGUGGGUAUCAGUAUUACCUGAGCCUAGGCCAAAGCUAGCCCAAGGCUGGGGGAGGGGAGGAGACGCCAGGUCAGAAUGUGAGGUCUCAGUCUGUGACUUACGGUGUUGCAUGUGGACUCUUAACUGUACGUGUAGUUUCUAGUGGCGAAAUCAAGGCUCUGAUCAUUUUGUUUUUAGUAUGAAAAUGUGAUUUUCUUUCUGUCUGUAACUCAUCAUAGAAGCAUUGUGUUGGGAGAAGAGGGGAUGGUCUACAGCUAAUGAGGGAAACACCAAAGAUCACAUCAUUAAAAUGAUGACAUGCCCCUCA